This is a messenger RNA of Dromiciops gliroides (monito del monte), 5549 nucleotides long. RefSeq names its product cytochrome P450 1B1. The record is from RefSeq and is a predicted model, not a curated record. Gene Ontology annotation, molecular function: heme binding; oxidoreductase activity, acting on paired donors, with incorporation or reduction of molecular oxygen; iron ion binding. The transcript is spliced from 3 exons. Lineage: Eukaryota; Metazoa; Chordata; Mammalia; Microbiotheria; Microbiotheriidae. The coding region runs from base 506 to 2143 and encodes 545 amino acids.
CCCUUUCAGAGUCCUUAAAACCCGGAGAAAUGGGAUGCUUCAUUUGCGAAGUCCAUGCUGGUUCAGUUUGCAAGUAGCAAAUUUCUGUUUCACAUUAGCUCUGCCAGCUAGGAGUAGGGGCUAACUCUGUCAUCCUUGCUUCCAAACCACCUCCAACGCAGCUAGAAAAUCCUAGCAUUCUUCGAGUCCUGGGGGUGGAGGACACCUGGGAAGGUAACUACCUUUGCAUAGCCUCACCUCACCUCAGGUUCUUCUAAAUCUCCUAAUCUCGCCCUCUGCGCGGGGGUGGGGGUGAAUUGCUAGCUCUGUGGAACAGGUGAAAAGAGACAUUCUCCACCGUGCAGCCUUUGAGAUUCAUCCAUCCCAGAAUGGGACUGUCAGAAAUAUAGAGGUCUGAUAUCUUUCCCGCUUCGACGCAGCUGAGCCUUGGUUGUACCCAGAGCUGCACUCAUUUCCUCAGCUCCUUACUCAUCAGACAUUGCUGGAAGCAGCGCCUAUCCACAGCAUGGCCACAAGCCGAAGUAGCGAAGAAGCCUGGCUGUCCGGCCUUCUGUCCACACAGCAGACCACCCUCCUGCUACUCUUUUCCGUGCUGGCCGCUGUCCACUUGGGCCAAUGGUUCCUACGGCGUUGCCGUCGGCCCCCGUGGGCCAGCUGCAGCCCCCCUGGCCCCUUCCAGUGGCCCCUGAUCGGGAACGCGGUGGAGGUGGGCAACAUCCCGCAUCUCUCCUUCUGUCGCCUGGCCCGCCGCUACGGUGACGUCUUCCAGAUCCGUUUGGGCAAUUGCCCAGUGGUGGUGCUGAAUGGCGAGCGCGCCAUCCGCCAGGCCUUGGUACAGCAGGGGUCCGCAUUCGCUAGCCGGCCGCAGUUCGCCUCUUUCCAGCUGGUAUCCAACGGCCGUAGCUUGGCUUUCAGCAAAUACUCGGAGAUCUGGAAAGUGCAGAGGCGAGUGGCUCACAGCACGGUGCGCGCCUUUUCCACUGGACAAGUCCGCAGCCGCCGGGUGUUGGAGCAGCACGUGCUGAGCGAGGCGCGGGAGCUGGUGGAGCUGCUCGUGCAAGGCAGCGCCGGGGGCGCCUUUCUGAACCCGGGCCCCCUCACCGUGGUGGCUGUGGCCAACGUGAUGAGUGCCGUGUGCUUCGGCUGCCGCUACAGCCACAGCGACGAAGAGUUCCGUGGGCUGCUGAGCCACAACGAACGUUUCGGCCGCACGGUGGGGGCGGGCAGCCUCGUGGACGUGCUGCCCUGGCUCCAGCGCUUCCCCAACCCUGUGCGCACCGCCUACCGGGACUUCCAGAAACUCAACCACGACUUCUACAGCUUCGUUCUGGACAAGUUCCUGAAGCACAAGAGCAGCCUGCAGCCCGGGGCCCCUCCCCGGGACAUGAUGGAUGCCUUCAUCCACACCGUGGGGAAGGAGGAGGAGAGCUCCGGAGAAGCCAAGGCUGGGCUGCGCCUGGACACAGAAUACGUGCCGGCCACUGUCACGGAUAUUUUCGGGGCCAGCCAGGACACGCUUUCCACUGCAUUACAGUGGCUUCUCAUCUUAUUCAUAAGAUAUCCUGAAGUGCAGGCUCAGGUACAAGAAGAAUUGGACAGAGUUGUGGGGCGAGACCGGUUGCCCUCCUUGGAUGAUCAGCCUCAUCUUCCCUACGUCAUGGCUUUUCUGUAUGAAGCCAUGCGCUUCAGUAGCUUUGUGCCAGUCACCAUCCCACAUGCCACCACCAUUGACACUUCAGUUAUGGGCUACCACAUUCCCAAAGAUACCGUGGUGUUUAUUAACCAAUGGUCAGUUAAUCAUGACCCAUCGAAAUGGCAGAACCCAGAAGACUUCAAUCCAGCCCGAUUCCUGGACAACAAAGGAUUCAUUGACAAAGACAUGGCUAGUGGGGUCAUGAUUUUCUCUCUGGGCAAACGUAGGUGUAUCGGGGAAGAGCUGUCCAAAAUACAGCUGUUUCUCUUUAUUGCCAUUCUGGCCCACCAAUGCAAUUUCCUUGCCAAUCCAGAUGAGGACGGAGAAAUGAAUUUUAGUUAUGGGUUAACCAUUAAACCACAGUCAUUCACAAUUAAUGUCACACUGAGAGAUUCUAUGGAGCUGCUUGAUAAUGCUGUUCAAAGACUACAAGCUGAGGACAACCAGUGAAUAGCUAGCAGAAGUGUGAUGAAUUCAAAGUUGGAAAAACAAAUGAGUCUAUCAGUCUGUUAGUCUCUUUCUGCCUUCAACAAACAUUCCUGUGAGCCUUUUGGAUGAGAACCCACCAAUAAGUAUCUCUUAAGUGCCUGAUAUGUGGUCCAGCCUAUAAGUGGAUCCUGGUGAGCCAAAUGCAUUUGACAGAAUAGUUAAGGAAACUGCAAAAAUAACUUGCAAGAUUUUAUGAUUAUAGAGUAAAAGGGGAUGAAAAACUUUUAGAAAUAUACUGUAGCUUCACUAUAACAUUGCCCUUGGGACUGUUUGUUGAAGUUGUUUUUAUAGAUUAAAAACAAAACAAAACAAAAAACCUUAAGCCUCCCAUUGGUAUCUCAGUAAUGGCACAAACCUUGAGUAGGUUCCAAAAAGGCAACUGCUUUAUGUGGAAUUCUGCUAUGGAGAGAACAGCAAUGCAGCAGCGUCCUGGGCUAUAUUAUUGAACACUCAAAAGCAAGUACAGUGUUUUGAAGGUAAAAGGAGAGAAUGAGGCCAAAAAGAAGCAAUCAAGACUCUGCUGGCUUACUCUUCAUCUUCUAAGCCUUUCAAUGAAAUCAUUAAAGAUGUCUUUUCAAAAAGUCCGAGUACUUAAAGAUUAUGUUUUAUCUGUGACCAAAUGUAGCACUCGGCAUGGUUUGAGAAGUGAUAUAAUCUCUGAUAUAAAACUGCUUGUGCAAAAGGUAAAUGGGGGGAAAUUGAGCUUAUAGUGAGUUUUACUGCCUUAUGAUGAAUUUUGAAAUGCAUUCAUUCUGUAAUAUUCAAAACUAGAUACUUGCCUUCUGGUUUCCAAAAUUCAAUGUAUUUACAAAUAUGAGUAAAAUUAUUUGCAGGCACAACUAAAAUUCAAAUGUAUGGCAGACUAAGCCCAUUCUAUUUUGAAAGGAUAAAAUAAGGUCGGUAUACAAAACAUGAAAUAUGCAUAACUAUUCAGUAUAAAUAAAAAUAGUAUUGGUGAAAAGGAGUUAUUUUAGAUAAUGAAAAACCAAAUUAAAACUCUCUCUUAAUAUAGCAAUACACACACACACAGAAUGACUACCUGGUUAUUUGCUAAGAUACCAAACAGCCAAUUUAUAUUAACUGCAUUGUACCACAACUGAAGGAUGACAGUUUUCGUCUAGAACUCUUUUUUAGUUUCAAGAUGUAUUCAUUACUCACCCAGCCUUUUAUUAAAAUAAGUUUUGUAUGUUUUUUCCCCAAAUUGAGUUGAUUUAAAUUACUUUUGGUCUAAAUAAUUUUCAACAUUUUUCAAAUUUUAAUGGGACUCUGAAAUCUUUUUUUUCAGGAUCUAAGUUUUCAGCUGAGGUUAAUGAAAAUUUUGAGUCUUUGGUUGAGGAAGGAUGGGAAAUUUAGUCUCUUUUUGACAUGAUGCCCACCAUCUGGAUGAAUGAUGAAAGUAGUCAGUUACCUGGAUGUCCUUUGGUAUCCUAUAGGUAGGAUGUUUUUCUGUCCCUUACAGACACACAUGCAUAUAUUUCCCAUAUUUUAACCUUUCAUAUUCCAAAUUAUAUUUUAUUAACAAUUAUACCAGAAAACACCUUUAAUGGCAGCAUCCACAUACUGAAAUACAUAGAUUUGGAACAGGUGAUCCAAAUUCAAGAAAGUUUUGGUUUCUAAUUGGUGUCAUGAUAUCAAUAACUUUUUUUUUUUUAAGUGAGGCCAUUGGGGUUAAGUGACUUGCCCAGGAUCACACAGCUAGUAAGUGUUAAGUGUCUGAGAUCAGAUUUGAACUCAGGUACUCCUGACUCCAGGGCCGAUGCUCUAUCCACUGCGCCACCUAGCUGCCCCUCAAUAACUUUUUAAGAUAAUCAACUCAAUAUAUAGUUGUGAAGAGAAGAUACCACUUAUAUGAAUAUUUGGCUUAAUAAAUGAUUAGUUUAUUGACUAAUUUAAAAUUUUUAAAACUGAUAAGCAAAAUUGUGAUUGCAUAGUUACUUCCUCCCCAAAAUAUAAAACAGUUGCCUAAAAGCUCACUAUUUAUUUAAAACAAAAACUAAAGAAAACAAAUGUGCACUUCUUUGGAAGUCACUGCUGAUAGAAUUACAGACUAUUUUAUGGAUUUGAGAGAGAGAAUUGGAAGAAAGAUGAAUAAUUCAAAUAUUUUCCCCAUGCAUGUUAAAUUACUUUGCUUGAAACAUAUAAAUUCAGAAAAAGAAUGCCCAGAAUGGUAGUUUCAAGUCAGAAUUUAUGAUCUUCACAAGGAUAGCAACUUUUGGAAAUUUAAUAAUAAAAAUUGUCAUAGUCAUACUUAUUUAAUACAUUUUUUUCUUUGAAAAUGUUAUUUAAAAGCCACUGGUCCGAUCAAGUAUAAUAGGUGUUACUUCCUUCAAUUUAGAUCUAACCAUAUCCAAGUAAGACCAGAGAAUUUGUUCUAUUGCCAACUCUUCCACUUCGGCUUGCUAGAAGUGCUAUGACAGAAUUGGACAUAUAGAAAUCUGGAUGAGUCAUUGAGACAGCUUGACUGAAGCAUUUGACUAUGCCUUGAUUCAUUUCUCUGUAUGUAGGUCACAAUGUUACCUGAUAAUAAAGCCAUGUUUAUUUAUUUAAGUAAAAUAGAUACUUGGUAGUUAUCUGGUUAAUUUGGUCAGGAUAUUUAGACUUAUCAGUUAAGGUAAACUACUGACCACACAUUCUUUUCUCUCCACUCUUCUCUACCACCCAGAAAAGAAAAAUCCACUUUGUAGCCUGAAUUUUCCAGUUUGGUGGUUAAAUUAAUUGAACUAAAUGCAUAAUAACUUCAUCUCAUUUUGCUUUUGAGCUAUAUAGAUUCUAUAUAAAACAUUUGCAAAUCAUCUCUAAAAGCAAAAUAUCUAUUCCAGAUAAUCACUACAGCUAAAAACAUGUUCAUAAAACAAAUGUGUUUUUUUUUUGAGUCUUGGACUUUGUAAGAAGAUUGUCUUAAAAAAAAUUCCAAAGGAAAUGUCUCAGGAUUGUUUUGUGGAUUAUAGAAAAGUUUUCAUACCCCAGAACUUAGCCUUCACCUGUGAAAUUAUUUUAUGAAGUUAAUAUUUUCAUGUUAGAUCUAUAUUAGAUCACUUAAUUAUAUAACAUUACUUCAUUUGUAUUUUGAUAAUUAUGAUGCAGCUGUAUAACAAAUAACCCAUGUUAUUUAGCCUCUGUUAUCUUUGGACCUUUUCCAAUAAGCUUUAAAUAUGUAUAUAGUCAUUACAGAACAGAAUGACAUUGUAGCUGACAGUGAUACACAUUCAUUUCUGUGAUAUGCAGCAGUACAAAUUAUAUAUAUAUAAACAUAUGUACGCACACAUAUAUUUGCAUAUAUGCCUCUGUAAAAUUCUCUUUUUAAUUAAUUGAGGAUUUUUUUUCAUCCUCAAAGAUUUAGAAUGUCUGUAAUCAUGGAAUGCUAUUA